UGCGCUGCCGUUGACUUAACUUAAACUUAAAUAUAAUAUUAUGUUAUAUCGAUAGGUUAAAACUUAAAUAGAAUAUAGAUGUAUCUUGGAUGUUAUAGUUAUUUCAGUUCAGUAAGAGUAAAUAGAAUGGCUGUCUAAGGGUGCUUUGUCUCAAUAAUGUGCAUUAUUAUAUAGAAUGGCCGAGAAUUGCAGGCUCGGAAGUCAAAUAGACAGAAAGACUGCAACUAACGAUGAUGAAUAUUUUUGUGUAUUUAAUGUAUUAAGUGUGUUUAUAUCACUUGUUACAAUACUAGCCGAUUUAACAACAGAUAUCUUGGUUUUUGCUGAAUACUGCAAAGAUGGAUAUUUAUAUUGGGCCCUUGCUACUUUCAUAUUUAUGUUGUCUCCCAAUGUUCUAAUAAAUAUUUUUUCAAUAAGGUGGUUUAUUAUAGACAACAAAUCAACUAUCAAACAUUGGAUUACGCAUGGAUUCCUUGUAGGAUUAUUAGAAAGGUAUAUAAUAUUCUUGCGAAAAGUAUUUACCUGCAAGAACUUGGAAUCUGUAAAAACACAAAAGUUAAUAUGUCAAAGAAAUGAUUUGAGCCUUUUGCACUAUUUAUAUAUUUUUACGGGUACAAUACCACAGAUAAUUCUGCAAACAUAUGCUAUAUUGAUGUUAAAUGAGAACUAUCAUACUAAAGUGUUUGCACUGACAGCAUCAAUUGCGUCAGUAGUAUGGGGCAGUAUUACAUACAUCUAUAGCAUUAUAUUAUUAUCUAAUGAUACAUUUCAAUGGAAAUCAUUGUUAUUAAAACUAAUAUGGCAUUUUGGUAUGUUGAUCGGUAGAAUUGCAGGCAUUUUACUGUUUUCAAUUGUUUUUGGUAUGUGGACAUUAUUACCAUUGGUUUUACAUUGGGCUGCUAUGACUUUUUGGAUUGUUAUACAGAAAACAACUUUUUGUCCUAACAAACUUGAAGAGACAUUGUACAAUGCAGUCAUGGGAUUUGUCUAUUGUUUCUCAUUCAUAAAUUUACGAGAAGGUCAGACACGGUACAGGCUUAUGAUGUUUUAUACAUUCAUGGUCACUCAAAACUUUGGCAGUUUGUUUCUAUAUGUGCUAAUAACAGAUACUGAGAAACAAAGAAAACCUUGGUCGAUUGCUGCGACUAUCUGUAUAAUUGCGGGUACUAUUUUCGGAAUGUUUGCAAUGGUAUUGUAUUAUAGAUACUUUCAUUCUAAAGGGCCAAUCCCAUGGAAAUAUGCGGAGCCUGAUAUUGAACUGAAUAACAAAGCUUCUCAGACUGGUAAUAUUCCUAGUAAGCCCAGUUCAUUGUGUCAUGUCAGGUCAUUUAAAAGUAUGAAUAAAGAUAAAACUACAGACACGCCAAGCAAAGAUCCUACAAUAACAGAACAAGUUUCCCAAAUUGAAAGUGAGCAUGCAGAUAAGAAAUUCUUGCUCGAUCAUUGGAUCGCUAGAUCUGGAUCUCCGACAUUCACGUCCGCGCCUGUAGGCAACGUCAGCACCGAUGCUUCUAGUAUUGAAAUAUAUUCAAUAGAGAAUACUCCACAGUCUACUGCCACAAAACGGGACAAUUCUAAAAUCGAGCAAAUCACUUCAAAAAUAAAUAAAAAGAAAAUUAUCGCCCCACCAACAGAACUUACUUUAAAAGUACCCUCCGUAGAGAAUAUAGAGAAUUCAAUUGAUGAAAUUACCUCCAUAUUCUUUACACUUAAUUUGCAAAAACGAAGAGGAAUCUGUUCUUCAGAUGAAUUACGUAAUGAAUUAACUAAUUUAAAUUUAGAAGCUUGUAACAUUGUUAACGAAGAAUUUGCUAAAACAAUAAAAACUGAUCAUAGUUCCGAGAUAAGCCACGACACUGAUGGCUCUAAUAAAAAAACUUCGUCAGAUUCUAUAGAUAUGGAUUUGGAUUUAAGUUUCAGCGAUAUCAACAGUUCUGAUAUAAAUACGUUUAAUGAAAAUAUUGUGCAGAAAUUAUGUUUAAGUGCAUUAAAAAAUAUAAAAGUUGGUAACCAAGAUGCAGAUAUCGAGAACAUUCAAAGAAUAGCUCUUGAUAUACUCAAGGAAAUGUAUGCUAAGAAAGAUAAGAAGAAGAACGGUAUUAGCACUGAGUUAUUAAACUCUAAACAACGUGAUCUUGACACUCCGACUGAAAUUCUGUCAGUACAUGAUUAUGAAAAUAUUUGUGCAGUAAACAUAGCAAGAGAAGCGUGGGGCUUGCGAUCUUGGAAUGGUUACUGUGAUAUUGAGAAUUGGCUUCACGAUGGUAGUGUAGUUAGGGACAGGAGCAGAGAUACAUUAACAUCUGGUAGUUCUGAAAUCAGUAGUUGUAUUUCACAAGAUUUGAAGAACGCCAUAUUAUCAGCGCCGCCAUUUCCUAAAAAGGCUCACACGUAUUCAAAUGUAUUCGUAAAGUUCGAUAGGAGUUCUCAAGAAGAUUAUGCCAAUUCUGUGGUUUGCCAUUCAAACGAUGAAACUUUCCUGGCUAAGCCUUGUAUGAUAGACAAUGUUAAGGAUCCGAAUCAUUUGGAGCCUAUUCUUGAAGAGCUUGAUGACUUGGGUGACAUUGAUCCAGCUUGCAAAAAACGACUCAAUUCAGAAAGUUCACUCGUGGCGACAAUAGAUGAAAUACGUAAAGCAACAGUCACUAAUUCGCCUAGAAAUCUAUAUCAUAGACGUGAACAAUUUUUAGAUUCGCCGCAAUUUAAUUCUCCUUCAAAAAUUGAAAGUAAUCUGAAAAGGGCCCUUUGGAAAGAACCUUCCAAAUUUAACUCUAGUAAUAUAAUGGAGUCGUUACCUGAAAAAGAAAAUAUUUUGGAUGUCUUUCAUGGAUCCAAAUUUGAUACAAAUAAAAAGGAUCAAAACGUUUCUUCAUCAUCAUCGUCCCUAAAUUCUCAAGUAUCAUAUAAUAAAAGUACCUCACGACGGCAAAAGUCUAAUAUAUCUAAAACCAAAUCUCAUACGAAAAAUAAUAAUACUAGAUCCGAGCAUCAAGAUUUGUCAAGUAAAAACGUUGACUUUUUAUGGCAAAUGGUUUCUGAAAAUUCUCUACCGCUCAGUUCAAAUGAGGAUUUGAGCUUAAGUCGUAAAACGCCUUCGCUGCAAUCUCUGAUACAUAAAGAUGCUUCUUCAUCGUUUGUUAAUACGUCGACUAGUAAAAUUUCAAACAAUAAAAAAACUACUCGUAACCGCCCGCGGAGAAAGUUUUCCCUUUUAAGGGAAAGAUUUGAACCUAGGUUAAAUCUACAUUCAGAUGAAGAAAUUCUUUACAAUUCAGACAAUACAUUACACCAAUCAGAUAAUUGUAUAUUAAGGAAUCAACUGGACGUUAGAAGUGAACAUUUGAGAAGUGAAGAUGUAACUUCAACCGAUAAAAGACCUAAUUUUCAUGUAUCUGAAUCGAAAUCUGUAUCUGGUACAAAUAUUUAUGAUUUAUCUUCGAAACAGAUAAAGGAGAAAAGAUCUCUGUUUAUGAAACAGGUGUUAAGCCCACCAAAGUUUAACACCAAAAUAAAACAUAAAGCAUAA
Messenger RNA from Papilio machaon (common yellow swallowtail), 3526 nucleotides. RefSeq lists its product as uncharacterized. Gene Ontology annotation, cellular component: plasma membrane. The coding region runs from base 176 to 3526 and encodes 1116 amino acids. Gene Ontology annotation, biological process: phosphatidylserine exposure on apoptotic cell surface; apoptotic process involved in development; engulfment of apoptotic cell. Lineage: Eukaryota; Metazoa; Arthropoda; Insecta; Lepidoptera; Papilionidae. The record is from RefSeq and is a predicted model, not a curated record. The transcript is spliced from 7 exons.